CGGUAGUCGACCGUGGACCGCGCUGCGAGCCUCGGAGACGCCGUAGAAGGAGACCUGCUUCCGGGACUGGACCAGGCGCCUGCGACUCUUCUCAGACGCCGACGUGCACGAGGUUUGGCUCCCAGGUGUCCUGCCUGCCAGACCCGCGGUAGCUCGGCUCGGCCAGUUUUGCUAGGGCUGCCUGGCGAGCCACACCAAUUCCCGUCCUUUGGUAUCGCCACGAUUCGGCGGCUGUGAAACUGAUUUCCGGUCGCUAAGGUCUCCAUGGAGACAGCACUUUAGCCACUUUCUCCCACUGUCAUUCCUCGACUCCACGUGGUUCAGAAAUCGCCCAGAGAAUGUUUGUGGGAGUCAGCCAGGAAGGUGUAGAGUGAAGCAGCGUUCUAAAGGGAAGCAAAAUCAGGACACGGUAGUACCUCCUGUUAGUCUAAUGAGUCACUGAGUGACUACUAUUAAUUCUAUUUAAAAUGGGUGUAAAGAAGAAGAAAGAAAUGCAAGUUGCUGCGCUGACCAUUUGCCAUCAGGACCUUGAAACUUUGAAAUCUUUUGCUGAUGUGGAAGGGAAAAAUCUAGCUUCUUUGCUGUUACAUUGUGUGCAACUCACAGAUGGAGUGUUACAAAUCCAUUAUAUUAAACAGAUUGUGCCUCUGCUGGAGAAAGCAGAUAAAAAUGGCAUGUGUGAUCCCACUAUUCAAAGUUGUUUGGAUAUCUUAGCAGGCAUUUAUCUUUCUUUGAGUCUAAAGAAUCCCUUGAAGAAAGUAUUGGCAAGCUCACUAAAUAGCCUACCUGAGUUUUUUCUACCUGAGGCUAUGCACCGUUUUACUUCUCGUCUUCGGGAAGAAUUGAAUACUACUGACUUAUACUCUUACAGGAAAGUUACUGACAAUAUUUCUUCCUGUAUGGAGAACUUUAACUUGGGUAGAGCAAGUGUUAAUAAUCUGCUUAAAAAUGUGCUACAUUUUCUGCAGAAGAGUUUAAUUGAAAUCCUGGAAGAAAAUAGAAAAUGUGCUGGAAAUCAUAUUAUUCAAACACAGUUGAUGAAUGACUUACUGGUAGGCAUUAGAGUUUCAAUGAUGUUAGUACAGAAAGUACAAGAUUUCCAGGGAAAUCUUUGGAAGACUUCCGAUUCUCCCAUAUGGCAAAAUAUGUGUGGAUUGCUGAGUAUUUUUACCAAGGUUUUAAGCGAUGAUGAUCUAUUACAGACUGUACAGAGCACAUCUGGAUUAGCUAUUAUUCUUUUUAUUAAGACUAUGUUUCACCCGUCUGAAAAGAUUCCUCAUUUGAUUAGCAGUGUGCUGCUUCGUUCAGUGGACUGCACCAGUGUCCCCGAGUGGUUUAUGAGCAGCUGCAGGAGCCUCUGUUGUGGUGACAUCUCUCAGUCAGCUGUCUUAUUCCUCUGUCAGGGGACACUUGCCAUGUUGGACUGGCAGAAUGGGAGCAUGGGUCGGAGUGGGGAGGCCCUGCUCUUGGAUACUGCACAUGUUUUGUUCACCUUGAGUUCACAGAUUAAAGAGCCAACGCUGGAAAUGUUUCUGUCUAGAAUCUUGGCAUCCUGGACUAAUUCAGCUAUACAAGUUCUUGAAUCAAGUUCCCCGAGCCUAACGGACAGCCUGAAUGGGAAUUCAAGUAUAGUUGGGAGACUUUUGGAAUAUGUCUAUACCCAUUGGGAACAUCCAUUGGAUGCUCUGAGACACCAAACCAAAAUCAUGUUCAAAAACCUUCUCCAAAUGCACCGGCUCACUGUGGAAGGUGCAGAUUUCGUCCCUGAUCCUUUCUUUGUGGAAUUGACUGAGAGUCUUCUACGAUUGGAAUGGCAUAUUAAAGGAAAGUACACGUGCCUUGGUUGUUUGGUAGAGUGCAUAGGAGUUGAACAUAUUUUGGCUAUAGAUAAAACUAUUCCAUCUCAAAUCUUAGAGGUGAUGGGAGACCAGUCAUUGGUACCUUAUGCAAGUGACCUCUUGGAAACCAUGUUUAGAAAUCAUAAGAGUCAUUUGAAAUCCCAGACUGCUGAGAGUUCUUGGAUUGAUCAGUGGCAUGAGACUUGGGUUUCUCCUCUCCUUUUUAUAUUGUGUGAAGGAAACUUGGAUCAAAAAUCUUAUGUGAUUGAUUAUUACUUGCCAAAAUUAUUAAGUUACAGCCCUGAAAGCUUACAGUACAUGGUAAAGAUUCUUCAGACUUCUAUUGAUGCUAAAACUGGACAAGAGCAAUCUUUCCCAUCCUUAGGGUCUUGUAAUAGCAGGGGGGCUCUGGGAGCUUUGAUGGCAUGUCUGCGAAUAGCUAGAGCUCAUGGACAUCUUCAGUCUGCAACUGAUACCUGGGAGAACCUCGUGUCUGAUGCAAGAAUAAAGCAAGGCUUAAUUCAUCAGCAUUGCCAAAUAAGGAUAGAUACAUUAGGCUUGCUUUGUGAAAGUAAUCGGAGCACAGAAAUUGUUUCCAUGGAAGAAAUGCAGUGGAUUCAGUUCUUUAUUACAUACAAUCUUAACAGCCAGUCUCCAGGAGUGCGGCAACAGAUCUGUUCUCUUCUUAAAAAGUUGUUUUGUAGGAUACAGGAAAGUUCUCAGGUACUUUAUAAAUUGGAGCAGAGUAAAUCCAAACGUGAACCAGAGAAUGAGUUAACCAAACAGCACCCUUCUGUUUCUUUACAGCAGUAUAAGAAUUUCAUGUCAUCCAUUUGUAACAGUCUUUUUGAAGCAUUGUUUGCUGGAUCUUCCUACUCGACUAGAUUUUCAGCUUUAACCAUUUUAGGUUCAAUAGCUGAAGUUUUUCAUGUCCCAGAAGGCAGAAUUUAUACAGUAUAUCAGCUGAGUCAUGAUAUUGAUGUUGGUCGUUUCCAAACACUAAUGGAAUGUUUUACCAGCACUUUUGAAGACGUGAAAAUUUUAGCAUUUGAUCUUCUGAUGAAGUUAUCAAAAACAGCUGUACAUUUUCAGGAUUCGGAGAAACUGCAAGGCUUAUUUCAGGCAGCAUUGGAGCUCAGCACAAGCACCAAACCAUAUGACUGUGUGACAGCUUCCUACCUGCUGAACUUCUUAAUCUGGCAGGAUGCUCUGCCGUCAUCAUUGUCUGCCUACUUAACUCAGCAAGUUGCAUGCGAUAAUGGAGAUACGCCUGCUGCUGUGGUGGAAAGGAACACAUUAAUGGUUAUCAAAUGCUUGAUGGAAAAUCUUGAGGAAGAAGUAUCUCAGGCUGAAAAUUCUCUGCUUCAGGCAGCAGCAGCAUUUCCAAUGUAUGGGCGAGUCCACUGUAUAACAGGAGCUUUGCAGAAGUUAUCUCUAAACAGUCUGCAGUUGGUGAGCGAGUGGAGACCUGUGGUAGAGAAGCUCCUUUUGAUGUCGUACAGGCUUUCCACUGUGGUGUCUCCAGUCAUUCAGAGCUCAUCCCCUGAAGGCCUCAUCCCAAUGGACACUGAUUCAGAGUCAGCAAGCCGCUUACACAUGAUUCUGAAUGAGAUUCAGCCUCGAGAUACUAAUGAUUAUUUUAACCAAGCCAAAAUAUUGAAAGAACAUGAUAGCUUUGAUAUGAAGGACUUGAAUGCUAGUGUGGUGAAUAUUGAUACUUCUACAGAAAUCAAAGGUAAAGAAGUAAAAACAUGUGAUGUAACUGCGCAGAUGGUGCUGGUAUGUUGUUGGAGAAGUAUGAAGGAAGUUGCUUUACUUUUAGGCAUGUUGUGCCAGCUUCUGCCCAUGCAGCCUGUGCCAGAAUCUUCUGAUGGAUUAUUGACGGUGGAGCAGGUAAAAGAAAUAGGAGAUUACUUUAAACAACACCUUUUGCAGUCCAGGCACAGAGGAGCAUUUGAAUUGGCUUAUACUGGUUUUGUGAAACUCACUGAAGUACUAAACAGGUGCCCAAAUGUGAGUCUGCAAAAGCUGCCAGAACAGUGGCUAUGGAGUGUUUUAGAGGAAAUUAAAUGCAGUGAUCCUUCAUCUAAACUCUGUGCUACAAGGCGCAGUGCUGGAAUUCCUUUCUACAUACAGGCACUGUUGGCAUCUGAACCAAAGAAAGGCAGAAUGGAUUUGUUGAAAAUAACAAUGAAAGAGUUAAUCUCUUUGGCUGGGCCUACAGAUGACAUACAGAGUACAGUCCCCCAGGUUCAUGCUUUAAAUAUCCUUAGAGCAUUGUUCAGAGAUACGCGCCUGGGAGAAAAUAUUAUUCCUUAUGUUGCUGAUGGAGCUAAGGCUGCAAUUCUGGGUUUUACAUCACCGGUCUGGGCAGUGCGAAAUUCAUCCACACUUCUCUUUAGUGCCUUGAUCACGAGAAUUUUUGGAGUUAAAAGGGCAAAGGAUGAACAUUCCAAAACAAAUAGUGCUGAGGGAAAGGAAGAGGACUGGGUGGCAAGAGCCAAGACAAAAGAACAACGUGUGUGUAAUUUGUUCAGAAGAAUGACAGGGAGAGAGUUUUUCUCUCGUUUCCCAGAACUCUAUCCGUUUCUUCUCAAACAGUUGGAAACUGUAGCCAAUACAGUAGACAGUGAUAUGGGAGAACCAAAUCGUCAUCCAAGCAUGUUUCUCUUACUUUUGGUGUUGGAGAGACUCUACGCUUCCCCGAUGGAUGGUACUUCUUCUGCUCUCAGCAUGGGACCUUUUGUUCCCUUCAUUGUGAGGUGUGGUCACUCACCUGUCUACCACUCCCGUGAAAUGGCAGCUCGUGCCUUGGUCCCAUUUGUUAUGAUAGAUCACAUUCCUAAUACCAUUCGAACUCUGUUGUCCACACUCCCAAGCUGCACUGACCAGUGUUUCCGGCAAAACCACAUUCAUGGGACACUUCUCCAGGUUUUUCAUUUGUUGCAAGCCUACUCAGACUCCAAACACGGAACGAAUUCAGACUUCCAGCACGAGCUGACUGACAUCACUGUUUGUACCAAAGCCAAACUCUGGCUGGCCAAGAGGCAAAAUCCAUGUUUGGUGACCAGAGCUGUAUGUAUUGAUAUUCUCUUCCUAUUGACUUGCUGCCUCAACAAAUCUGCAAAGGACAACCAGCCAGUUCUGGAGAGUCUUGGCUUCUGGGAGGAAGUCAGAGGCAUUAUCUCAGGAUCAGAGCUGAUAACGGGAUUCCCUUGGGCCUUCAAGGCACCAGGCCUGCCCCAGUACCUCCAGAGCCUCACCAGACUAGCCAUUGCUGCAGUGUGGGCCGCGGCAGCCAAGAGUGGAGAGCGGGAGAGGAAUGUCCCCAUCUCUUUCUCUCAGCUGUUAGAAUCUGCCUUCCCUGAAGUGCGCUCACUAACACUGGAAGCCCUCUUGGAAAAGUUCUUAGCAGCAGCCUCUGGACUUGGAGAGAAGGGCCUGCCACCCUUGCUGUGCAACAUGGGAGAGAAGUUCUUAUUGUUGGCCAUGAAGGAAAAUCACCCAGAAUGCUUCUGCAAGAUACUGAAAAUUCUCCACUGCAUGGACCCUGGUGAGUGGCUUCCCCAGACAGAGCACUGUGUCCAUCUGACCCCAAAGGAGUUCUUGAUCUGGACGAUGGAUAUUGCUUCCAAUGAAAGAUCUGAAAUUCAGAGUGUAGCUCUGAGACUUGCUUCCAAAGUCAUUUCCCACCACAUGCAGACAUGUGUGGAGAACAGGGAAUUGAUAGCUGCUGAGCUGAAGCAGUGGGUUCAGCUGGUCAUCUUGUCAUGUGAAGACCAUCUUCCUACAGAGUCUAGGCUGGCCGUCGUUGAAGUCCUCACCAGUACUACACCACUUUUCCUCACCAACCCCCAUCCUAUUCUUGAGUUGCAGGAUACACUUGCUCUCUGGAAGUGUGUCCUUACCCUUCUGCAGAGUGAGGAGCAAGCCGUUAGAGAUGCAGCCACGGAAACCGUGACAACUGCCAUGUCACAAGAAAAUACCUGCCAGUCAACAGAGUUUGCCUUCUGCCAGGUGGAUGCCUCCAUCGCUCUGGCCCUGGCCCUGGCCGUCCUGUGUGAUCUGCUCCAGCAGUGGGACCAGUUGGCCCCUGGACUGCCUAUCCUGCUGGGAUGGCUGUUGGGAGAGAGUGAUGACCUCGUGGCCUGUGUGGAGAGCAUGCAUCAGGUGGAAGAAGACUACCUGUUUGAAAAAGCAGAAGUCAACUUUUGGGCCGAGACCCUGCUCUUUGUGAAAUACCUCUGCAAGCACCUCUUCUGUCUCCUCUCGAAGUCCGGCUGGCGUCCCCCAAGCCCUGAGAUGCUCUGUCACCUUCAAAGGAUGGUGUCAGAGCAGUGCCACCUCCUGUCUCAGCUCUUCAGAGAGCUUCCACCAGCUGCUGAGUUUGUGAAGACAGUGGAGUUCACAAGAUUACGCAUUCAAGAGGAAAGGACUUUGGCUUGCUUGAGGCUGCUGGCCUUUUUGGAAGGAAAGGAAGGGGAAGACACCCUAGUUCUCAGUGUUUGGGACUCUUAUGCAGAAGCGAGGCAGUUAACUCUUCCAAGAACAGAAGCGGCAUGUUGAAGAAAAUUGGGGAAUUGGGAUGGGGGUAUGUGUGGAUUUUUCCUCCACUAAAUCUGCAGGAAACAUGUUGAACAUAAAUUCAAAAAUUUUAUCCCA
Molecule: messenger RNA, 6500 nt
Organism: Gorilla gorilla gorilla (western lowland gorilla)
Lineage: Eukaryota; Metazoa; Chordata; Mammalia; Primates; Hominidae
Gene: THADA
Product: THADA armadillo repeat containing
Exons: 40
Coding region: 468-6404 (1978 amino acids)
Biological process (GO): tRNA methylation
Cellular component (GO): cytosol
Source: RefSeq, a predicted model, not a curated record